This is a messenger RNA of Parastagonospora nodorum SN15, 618 nucleotides long. RefSeq lists its product as hypothetical. The coding region runs from base 1 to 618 and encodes 205 amino acids. The transcript has 2 exons. The record is from RefSeq and is a predicted model, not a curated record. Lineage: Eukaryota; Fungi; Ascomycota; Dothideomycetes; Pleosporales; Phaeosphaeriaceae.
AUGCGACGAUUUGCGCUCGGUAGCCUUUUGGCAGUCCUGUUACCAGUAUUUACUGGUGCGGAACCGAUAGCGAAGCCUGAAGCUGUACCGCAACAGCUUACAAACAAUGCGCCCUUCAGUGGAGCUGUGUACAUUGUAAGCCCAGAUGGCGGACAGGUCGUGGCGCAGGGAACCAACAUGUGCCCUGCUUCGGCGUCUGUGAGCUGUGCAAACGUCAAUCAGCCGAGUUGGUGCUGUCCCUCAAACUAUGUGUGCGCUUCUCCCGCAAAUUCGAACGGUUUGAUCGGCUGCUGUCCGAGUGGAAACACUUGCGGAGGGUCUGUCAACGUCGCGUCAAUCACAACCGUCACCGUGUACCCGCAACAACAGACUGCGAUUGUAUACGCAAACCCAGCUCCUCACACGACUGUAUAUAACCAACCCCCGAAUCAAGCACAGGGCGGCUUCUGCGCAACGAUAACGAUGGAUGGGCCAGGUCUACCAAGAACAGCACAAGGAGAAUGCGGAACAAUUUUGCUUGUAUCAGGAGCUCCAGGCUUGAAGGUGCUCGGCAUCGGCGCGACCAUGGUGGCGAUCAUGCUACAUGUGGCGUUCGGAAGAAUGUUCAGCAGGUUAUGA